This is a messenger RNA of Alternaria alternata, 996 nucleotides long. RefSeq names its product Di-copper centre-containing protein. NCBI's taxonomy places the organism in Eukaryota, Fungi, Ascomycota, Dothideomycetes, Pleosporales, Pleosporaceae. Bases 1 to 996 code for a protein of 331 amino acids. Gene Ontology annotation, molecular function: oxidoreductase activity. The record is from RefSeq and is a predicted model, not a curated record. The transcript is spliced from 5 exons.
AUGCGUCUUCUCGAACUCCUCCCUGUCGGCCUGAGCUUGGCACAAUGGUCAACAGCUGCAGCCUUGCCUUCAUCCACAGGGUUGGAAACAUGCAAAAACCCACCUAAAAGGAAGAAAUCAUACAUCGAUGCGGUCCUGUGCUUGUCGCAUACGGAGGCCAAAUCUGGUCUCUCAGGCACCGUGAACCGAUUCGAUGAUCACCAAGCCGUCCAUAUGCUACAAAAGCCUCAGAUCCACUGGGUGGGACAUUUUCUCUUGUGGCACCGUUACUUCGUUGCAACCUACGAAAAGGCCUUGAGAGACGAAUGCGGAUACACCGGAGGCCAGCCAUACUGGGACUGGUCCCUGGAUGCUGAACCUCGGAAUGAAAACUCUACCCAUGCCUUUGAGUCUGACAUCUUUGACCCUGAGACAGGAUUCGGUGGCAACGGCUAUCCUGUCCAAGCUACGCCGGAACAGAACCGCUUAAACAUUACAGGCAAUACUGGUGGAGGCUGUGUGAUGAACGGGCCAUUCGCCCCUCCUCACUUUGCCGUGAAUGUGCCCACUCCGCAUUGCUUGAAACGUGACUUUGUUCCAUGGAUCAUCAACAGGUUUGCAGAUCGUAAUCUGGUCGAAGAAGUCCUGGCACAGCCCGAUUACACCAGUCUUGCAAGAACAGUUGAGAAGAAGCAAAGCUUCGAUCCCCCAAACAUUCAUGCCAGCGGUCACUUCGGUGUUGGUGGCAUCCUAGGGACCAUGGGAAACGCAGCGGAGAGCCCUGGUGAUCCACUCUUCUAUCUUCAUCAUGGAAACAUUGACCGCAUCUUUUGGGAAUGGCAACAGAAGGAUCUCGAGACACGUCUGAACCAAGUCGGUGGUCCCAUUACACCCUUUGAUUACAGUGGAAAGAAUGUUACAUUGGACUUCACCAUCAACAUUGGGGCGCUAGCAGGCGAUGCCACGCUCAAGGAUUUGCUGGAUACCGAAGGCGGAACGCUUUGCUACACUUAUUAG